This is a messenger RNA of Poecile atricapillus (Black-capped chickadee), 4999 nucleotides long. It is a transcript of the gene KIT, whose product is annotated as KIT proto-oncogene, receptor tyrosine kinase. Gene Ontology annotation, cellular component: signaling receptor complex. The record is from RefSeq and is a predicted model, not a curated record. Lineage: Eukaryota; Metazoa; Chordata; Aves; Passeriformes; Paridae. The transcript has 21 exons. Gene Ontology annotation, biological process: B cell differentiation; Kit signaling pathway; positive regulation of cell migration. The coding region runs from base 59 to 2950 and encodes 963 amino acids. Gene Ontology annotation, molecular function: cytokine binding; transmembrane receptor protein tyrosine kinase activity; ATP binding.
CUCCCGCGGGGGCUCGGGCAUCUGCGCGCCGGGCGCUGCGAGCGGCAGCCGCGCCGGGAUGGAGGGCGCGAUCCUCGCCCGGGAGCCGGCGCACACCGUGCUCCUGCUGCUGCUGCUGAGCCUCUUUCCCGCAGGUGGUGCACUGUCCCAUGUAGAGUCCUUACGGGUUGUGAAUAAAGGGGAUGAAUUAAGGCUGACGUGCAAUGAGAAAGGACCUGUGACUUGGAGUUUCCAGAAUUCGGACCCGUUGGCAAAAGCGAAGAGUUCCAAUGAGAAAGAGUGGCACACCAAAAAUGCAACAGUCAGAGACAUAGGCAGAUACACAUGCAGAAGCGAAGGGAGUAUUGUCUCCUCUUACUAUGUUUUCGUUAAAGAUCCAAAUGUGCUCUUCCUUGUUGAUUCUCUGAUCUAUGGAAAAGAAGACAGUGACAUCCUGCUGGUGUGCCCACUAACAGAUCCAAAUGUUACGAAUUUCACACUGAAAAGAUGUGAUGGGAAACGUCUCCCCAGAAAUAUGACGUUCAUUCCCAAUCCCCAGAAAGGCAUUGUUAUAAAGAACGUACAGAGGUCGUUCAAGGGCUGCUACCAGUGCUUGGCCAAGCACAAUGGAGUCGAGAAGAUAUCAGAGAAGAUUUUCCUGAAUGUGAGACCAGUUCACAAAACUCUUCCUGUCAUCACCUUAUCAAAAAGCUAUGAACUUCUCAAAGAAGGAGAAGAAUUUGAAGUUACAUGCAUAAUCACGGAUGUGGAUAGCAGUGUAAAAGCUAGUUGGACUUCUCACAAGAGUGGGAUUGUUACAAGCAAAAGCAGAAAUUUGGGUGAUUAUGGAUACGAAAGGAAAUUAACAUUGAACAUCCGUUCAGUGGGAGUUAAUGAUUCUGGAGAAUUCACAUGCCAAGCAGAAAACCCUUUCGGAAGAACCAAUGCCACAGUAACCUUGAAAGCUCUAGCUAAAGGAUUUGUCCGUUUGCUUGCAACAAUGAAUACCACAAUAGAUAUAAAUGCAGGACAAAAUGGAAACUUAACAGUUGAAUAUGAGGCAUAUCCAAAACCAAAGGAAGAAGUCUGGAUGUACAUGAAUGAAACAUUACAGAAUUCCUCAGACCAUGAUGUCAAGUUCAAGACUGUGGGCAAUAACAGUUACACAAGUGAACUUCACCUUACACGACUAAAAGGAACAGAAGGAGGCAUUUACACAUUUUUUGUGUCCAACUCUGAUGCCAGCUCCUCUGUAACAUUUAAUGUCUAUGUGAAAACAAAACCUGAGAUUCUCACACUGGAUAUGCUUAGCAAUGGUGUUCUCCAGUGCAUAGCAGCUGGAUUCCCAGCCCCUACCAUAUACUGGUAUUUUUGCCCAGGAACUGAGCAGAGGUGCUUUGAUUCACCAACAAUAUCCCCCAUGGAUGUCAAAAUCGGUUACACAAAUUCAUCAGCUCCAUCAUUUGAGCGAAUCCUGGUUGAAAGCACCAUUAACGCCAGCAUGUUCAGGAGCACCGGCACCGUGUGUUGUGAGGCCUCCAGCAAUGGGGACAGGAGCUCUGCUUUCUUCAACUUUUCUGUUAAAGAGCAAAUCCGUACACAUACCCUUUUCACCCCGUUACUAACUGCAUUUGGAGUUGCUGCAGGACUGAUGUGCAUUGUAGUCAUGAUCCUGGUGUACAUAUAUUUGCAGAAACCCAAGUAUGAAGUUCAGUGGAAAGUUGUUGAAGAAAUAAAUGGAAACAACUAUGUUUACAUAGAUCCAAUGCAACUUCCUUACGAUAACAAAUGGGAAUUUCCUAGAAACCGUUUGAGUUUUGGUAAAACCCUUGGCGCUGGAGCUUUUGGGAAAGUUGUUGAAGCCACUGCUUAUGGUUUAUUUAAGUCUGAUGCUGCUAUGACAGUAGCAGUAAAGAUGCUGAAAACAAGUGCCCAUUUAACAGAGAGAGAAGCCUUGAUGUCAGAGCUUAAAGUGCUGAGUUACCUUGGAAACCACAUUAAUAUUGUGAAUCUGCUUGGAGCUUGCACUAUUGGAGGUCCCACUCUGGUCAUUACAGAAUAUUGCUGUUAUGGUGAUCUUUUAAAUUUUCUGAGACGGAAACGAGAUUCAUUUAUUUGUCCAAAACAUGAAGAACACGCAGAUGCCGCUGUUUAUGAGAACCUUUUGCAUCAGUCGGAGCCUGCAGCUGAUGUUGCCAAUGAGUACAUGGACAUGAAACCCGGAGUGUCAUAUGCAGUCCCACCAAAGGCUGACAAAAAACGACCUGUGAAGUCUGGAUCCUACGCUGAUCAGGAUGUUACCCUUUCAAUGCCGGAAGAUGAUGAACUUGCUUUAGAUGUAGAAGAUCUGCUAAGCUUUUCUUACCAGGUGGCAAAGGGCAUGAGCUUCCUUGCCUCCAAAAACUGCAUUCAUAGGGAUCUGGCUGCAAGAAAUAUUCUUCUAACUCAUGGUCGAAUUACAAAAAUCUGUGACUUUGGCCUGGCAAGAGAUAUAAGGAAUGACUCAAAUUAUGUGGUCAAAGGAAAUGCUCGUCUUCCUGUGAAGUGGAUGGCACCUGAAAGUAUUUUCAAUUGUGUCUACACAUUUGAGAGUGAUGUCUGGUCUUAUGGGAUAUUGCUUUGGGAGCUCUUUUCUUUAGGAAGCAGCCCCUACCCAGGGAUACCUGUGGACUCCAAGUUCUAUAAAAUGAUCAAAGAGGGAUAUAGGAUGUUCAGUCCUGAGUGUGCACCGCCUGAAAUGUAUGACAUAAUGAAGAGUUGCUGGGAUGCUGAUCCUUUACAGAGACCCACAUUUAAACAAAUUGUACAAAUGAUAGAGCAGCAGCUUUCAGAUAAUGCCCCCCGGGUUUAUGCCAACUUCUCAACCCCACCUUCCAGUCAAGGAAAUGCUCCAGAUCACUCGGUGAGGAUUAACUCGGUGGGCAGCAGUGCUUCAUCGACUCAGCCUCUCCUGGUACGCGAAGAUGCUUGAGUGGCAUGUGAAGAGGAGGAGAUCAGAUGUGUUAGCUGUUUGUAUUGUGCAGGGGCUGAGAGAGGGAUGACUUCAAUAAUUUCUCUUUCUUUUACUCACUACUACUACUGUGUAACUGAAACGUUGUUGUAAUACUGUCCUUUACCAUGCACUGUUAUACAUAAACUUAAUCCGCUGAGCACGGUUACAGGCAUCAUUUCAGUGUUAAUUGAAGCUGUAUAUAUUUCGCUGUAUUGUGUGUAUUUGCAGUAGAGAGCCAGACGUGAAGGAAAAAAAAAAAACAACUAACAAAAGAAAUCCUAAGCCAGAGUGUGGAAUUAGAUGACUGUAGAUCAAACCAAAUCUGCAGUGAUUCUUCUCUGGAUCUGUGCCUGGAAUUCAGUCAUUUUCUAGUUAAUCUUCUUUUUCUGAAUUUACAAAAUAAACAAGUACUAAGUUAAUGGUUUUGUAAACCCCUUUCCACAUCCAGCCAAGCCUGAGAGGCUUUCCCAGGCAGGUAUCAUAGGUUGGAGGCCAGUGAGGGUGCUGUAUUUACCUGGUAAAAAGCUCUGGGGCUUAAAGCAGAGGUGAUGGGAGGAAGAGCAUGGAUUUUCAUUUUGAUUUCCCACCUGCGCUGUCACCCUUACAGAGCAGUUGCACGGUUUCCAUGGAUAUAUGCACUGCUUCCCACUGGUGCAUUCCCUGCCAGGAUGAAACUGCCCAUUGCUGGGUCUCAUGCCACCAUGGAUCCUGAACUGCUCCUGUGGCCCUCUGCCUGGGGUGCCCAAAGACUUUGACCUUUGUUUUGCUAAUAGUUGCAUCUAAAGGUGUUCACCAAAGAUAGGUGGGCCCUGCCAGACUGGUCAAAAAAGAGGAGGAAGGCUGAUUCCAGUAAACUGUGUGUCUGGAGAAGGGGCUGUUUAACGAGUCAUCUUAUCUAAGGGAGAGCAGAGAAAAAUAAUGCUCUCCUGGGGGCCCUUUCUUUAUCUUGUCCUACCCAGGUGAAUCUUUCCCACAGGCAGUCUUGGAUAGUGCUAACUGGAAAGGGCUAUUUUUCUCCACCCCAAGUUGUUUCUGUGGUAGUCCAGAGAUGAUAAUGAGGAAGAAUCUAACUGGGAAGUGCCAAAUUUAUAAAUGGCAUAAAAGAAAGAAUCCUUUCAUUCUUCUUUGACAGACGUGAAGCUUUGGGGUCAGCAUUUGUUGAGCCUAAGGUGGUGCUUAAAAGUGUUUUCUAACCCCUUUUCUUCCCACCAGGAGCACUGGUUCUUUUCUUCCUUUGUUUCUGACCCCUAAAAAUAAGUAAAGGCAUUGAGAGAAGCAUUUCUCAGAGGCAGAGUCCUACUUGAGUACCUCUUUAUUUACAAUGCACUUAAGCACUCUGUAACUUUUACUUUACCAGGAUUUUGCUUGAGUUUACAUGCAAUUGAAAUGUGUAACUAACUGCCCAAAUACAAGGUAAUUGUAAGUACACACGCUGGUAAUAUAUUUUGGGUUACAUUGAAUACCGCGCUCCUUCUAUGACUGUGCAUUUGGUUUAUUGUUACAGGAAUCUUUCAGAGUUAAAUAUAAAAUUAGCCAUUUGCACUGAACUUACUUAGGCUGUUGCACCUUUCCAAAGUUAGCCAUUUGUUUGGAUGCACUCUUAUGCAUACUAGUUGUUGAGCAUUUUCAGUUUAAUGCUAUAAGAGCUCUUUUGUAACGUGUUGGCUUUUGGAGCAACUGUAGACAAACUAGUUGUUAUAGAUGUCUCGGUACUAUACAGACACUUAGCUGAAAGAGGUUUGGGUUUUUUUGUUCUUGAAAUUUAUAUUUUUAUAAUUUGGGGGGGUUUGAAACUUCUUUUGCAAUGGCUUGGUGUUUUGAAUGGGUUUAUGCAUUGUUUUUGUAAAUAUGGAAAUGUAGCAAUAAUGUCCUUUUGACUAUUCUCAGUCCUUGAGUCUCAAAAAUAUUUUUUUAUAUAUAUAUAUAUAUGCAAAAACUAUAUGUAUAAAUAUGUAAGUGUUUGAAAGUUUAUGAAACACUUAUGGAUAUGUUGCUCAGUUGUAGAAUUGCAGUUAAAAAAAGUUCAAA